CGAUAGUCAGGAGGUCAUUAACUAAUCGAAGAGGUGUGCUAGCUUAAAAUAGAUCGCCGCCGGCCAGGCAAGACAGGGCGCGCCUUCCCGGCCGGACAGAAGAAUCCCAAAUGGUUUGGCGAAGCCCUAGUUGACGCCCGAUUAUUUCUUGAUGGGAUUGUAAAAAAGGACGGGCAAAAGAAAAUCCCGUUCUCACUCGGGCUCAGUUAUGGUGGCCGAUCAAAAAGGAGUAUUGAGCAUUGCAGUUCCAGGAGUGGAGAAACACCACUAUCAGGCAUCGGCGACAGCAACUGGUCUUAAUUAUUAUGGCCUCUGCACCUUCGCCGGAAUAUUCAGUGCCGGCACUACCCAUCUCGCUAUCACGCCUCUCGAUGUCAUCAAAGUCAACAUGCAGCUGAAUCCAAUCAAAUACCACAGCAUAUCCACUUGCUUCACCACUCUACUGAAGGAGCAAGGGCAUUCCACGUUUUGGCGAGGCUGGGCAAGCAAGUUCUUCGGCUACGGCCUCCAAGGUGGCUGCAGAUUCGGGUUGUACGAAUACUUCAAAACCCUCUACUCAAAUGUCAUCCCUCCCGACUACCAGCGCAACCGUAGCAUCAUAUUCUUCACCAGCAGCGCCACGGCCGAAGUCUUCGCCAACCUCUGCCUCUGCCCUUUCGAAGCCAUCAAGGUUAAAGUUCAAGCACAGCCACAUUUCGCCAAGGGACUGCUCGACGGCUUCCCAAAGCUAUAUGCAUCCGACGGCCUCCUUGGUUUCUACAGAGGUCUUGUCCCACUCAUGGGUCGAAACAUUCCAUUCUCGAUGGUGAUGUUCUCGACGUUUGAGCACACGGUGGAUUUCCUAUACCGCAAAGUGGUGAAAGCGAGGAAGGAGGAAUGCACGAAAUGGCGCCAGCUAGGGAUCACAUGUGUGGCUGGAUAUGCAGCUGGCUCUGUCGGCAGCGUAAUAACUAACCCCGCCGACAACCUUGUUACUCAUCUUUACAACAGGAAGGGGGAUGGGCUUAUCACGGCUGUGAAAAAGAUUGGUUGUCUCAACUUGUUUACGAGGAGCCUUCCCAUCAGGGUAAUCCUCGUUGGACCUGCCGUGACCCUGCAGUGGCUGCUCUUUGACAGCGUUAAAGUUUUCAGUGGCUUGCCAAGCAGCGGAGAAGUCAGGACUGACGUUGGAUAGCACGAGCAGGGUAUCGGACAACGUAUGCAGGAUCGCAGGCCGAGGAAUUACAGCUUAACAGCGCUCUGGUAUCAGAGUUUCAGCACAGGGUUACUGAUUUUUGUUCCUUCUGUAUAACUGGGGAGAGGAUCAAAUCAAUGCCGAGGCUUUAAAAUAAAAGUUCACCGAGUGA
Linum trigynum is the source of this 1346-nucleotide messenger RNA. Lineage: Eukaryota; Viridiplantae; Streptophyta; Magnoliopsida; Malpighiales; Linaceae. The record is from the annotation of a GenBank genome assembly.